Molecule: messenger RNA, 3014 nt
Organism: Fusarium verticillioides 7600
Lineage: Eukaryota; Fungi; Ascomycota; Sordariomycetes; Hypocreales; Nectriaceae
Exons: 3
Coding region: 370-2463 (697 amino acids)
Biological process (GO): regulation of DNA-templated transcription
Molecular function (GO): DNA-binding transcription factor activity, RNA polymerase II-specific; zinc ion binding
Source: RefSeq, a predicted model, not a curated record
CUCGGUUGCAGGAAAAGACGCCUCUUUCAACGUUCAGUGUCUCGAGAACAUUUCGGUGUUCUUAUUGUGAGACUGACGUUGCUCAAUUUUCUAUUGGAACGCCCAAACCGUGAAUCAUUUCCCAAGGAAACCAGUCGCUCUUCACCAGCUCAAGUUUAAUAGAGCUCUGAAACGUGAGCUUUCGUCGCAUCGUCUGAUGCUCAUCUCACCAUUCCCGACCAUAGGCCUUGCUACAUAAUGCUGUUUUACUGAAAGGGCAUUUCGAGUUGUGCGCAUCAUUGCUUUGUUCGUGCCACUGCACCAACUCAACUAGAACUUAUUCUCGAGGCCAUUCCUCGAUCCCAUCUUAUUUGACGCCAAUCUCUCAUCAUGUCCGCAUCAUCGACAGGCGAAUCCCUCCAUUCAAUCUCUCUCAACGGAGCGCGACCUUUCACGGUACCUGCACGCGACAGCUUCUCUCUCGAACUUCCAAUAUCUUCACUUACAGCAAUGUCGGCUGACGCCUCGCUCAAGUCCCCUGUCAGCUACAAAAACCAGCGGACCCCCAGUUUCAGUCGGGAGGGCAUACUAAACGCAUCUCAAAAAUCUCGGCAUCUUUCGCAGUCAUCUGACAACAGACCUGACAGCAUGUCCAAUGGCGCGCAAAAGGUCUCAAGCGAUGAAGGCUCGAACCCACUCAAAAGGAGGAAUACCGAAACGGGUGUCGAUUACCCCCGCCGUAGGGCCACUAUUGCUUGCGAGGUUUGUCGUUCGAGGAAGUCCCGUUGCGAUGGCACAAAGCCAAAGUGCAAGCUCUGUACAGAGCUUGGUGCUGAAUGCAUCUACAGAGAGCCAGGCAUUAAGCUUGACGCUGGUGACAAGCUCAUCUUGGAGCGUCUGAACCGCAUUGAAAAUCUCCUUCAGAUGAAUAUGGUGAACACAACAGCGAAUGGACUAAACCUAACUGACAAUUCGCCUGGGAUGAGCAAUGGCACGGGGCUUGAUGGAGACAAUAUGAUGCUGUCGGCCAAUGCUGCCUCUUUUGGCUCUAUCCCCAAUGGUGGAUUUGGGACUUGGUCCGCCCAACCGACCGGAACCAAUAUCUCUACCAUGCCUAAAGUCCACACUAAUGCCACUAUGCAUUUACUCCAAUGGCCUUUGAUCCGAGAUUUAGUGUCGCGACCAUGCGAUCCCCAGAUACUACUACAACUGGAAAUGGCACGAGAACCACUCCACACCCUGACCAAAACUCCUUGUGUGGACUUGUCAAACACCCAGGCUUACAUCGAGGCUUAUUUCGAGAGAGUCAAUAUUUGGUAUGCUUGCGUCAACCCAUAUACCUGGAGGAGCCAAUACCGCACAGCCUUGUCCAACGGUUUCAGAGAGGGGCCAGAGAGUUGCAUUGUGCUUCUUGUUCUUGCCCUGGGUCAGGCAAGCUUGCAUGGCAGCAUUUCAAGAAUCUUGCCUCAGGAAGAUCCCCCUGGACUGCAAUACUUUACAGCAGCAUGGUCGCUGCUUCCAGGAUUGAUGACUGCCAACAGUGUAGUGGCGGCACAAUGUCAUCUUCUUGCUGCUGCUUAUCACUUUUACCUAGUCCGCCCUAUGGAGGCAUGGAACCUGCUUUGCACGACAAGCACGAAACUACAGCUGCUACUUAUGGCCCCAAGCCGUAUCCCAAGCCACCAACGAGAACUCGUGGAGCGAAUCUACUGGAAUGCACUGCUCUUCGAGAGUGAUCUUCUCGCGGAACUCGACCUGCCUCAUUCAGGGGUUGUUCAAUUCGAGGAAAACGUUGGCUUGCCCUGUGGAUUUGAAGGAGACGAAUCGGAGCAAGUCGGUCGAGAUGAGCUUUGGUACUUCCUUGCAGAGAUUGCGCUACGUCGACUGUUGAAUAGAGUGAGCCAACUCAUCUAUUCUAAGGACUCAAUUGCGUCAACAACAAGCCUGGAUCCGGUGGUGGCAGAGCUUGACUACCAACUGAGCCAAUGGUAUGAGAGUUUACCACUGCCACUGCAAUUUCCUUUCACUCGAAAUGCGCUGCAAGAUCCGGUUCAAACUGUCCUUCGACUUCGAUUCUUUGCCUGUCGCACCAUUAUAUAUCGACCAUACAUUCUAGCAGUGCUAGACAACGAGCAAGCAGUACUAGAUCCUGCUGUGCGGGAGAACUGCCACAAGUGCUUGGAGGCCUCUAUUCGACAGCUUGAACAUAUCCAUGAACAUCAUGCCGGUCAUAUGCCAUACAUCUGGCAAGGAGCUCUAUCGAUAGUCUCCCAAACGCUACUCAUCAUGGGUGCCAGCAUGUCGCCGUCGCUGCUCAGCAUUCUGCUAACCUUGGUGCCUCACCGUGAGGCGCUGGACCAAAUGAUCAAUGAUGUUGUGAUAGAAGUUGAGCGAUAUGCAACCCUGGCCCCUAGCUUGAGUCUAUCCUCGGAAAUCCUCAAGGAGGCAGAGGUGAGAAGACGCGCGUUCCUCGGUACUCCGUAGGUGCCGGUCGAUCUGUGUCAGAUUGGUAGAUGGCACUCAAAACGAAACCAAAAGGCUACUUCGUCACCAGCUCUGACGUACUCUAUUCUUUUACUUCAACUUCAGACUGCGGCGUUAUUCAAUAGUAGCGCCGCCCCUUACUCCCAUACGACCAAGAUACACCCCUUGGGUGCAAUUGCUACCCCAAGAAACUUGGUGGGCUGAAAUGUCGCCCCAAGAAGAUAAUUCUGGGGUGAUAUCCUGGGGUGCAGUGUCGGGGAAUAUGACUUUAUUGGUUGGAUGUUGAGCCCAAUACGGUUCUGCGGGCCGGGUGGCCGGGGUUUCCCAAUACUCUGGCCUCCAAGGAUACUUGAAUGAUCUUAGUAUAAGGAAUCUCUGAUUGAUGUAAUGUAGAUCAUGCAUAAGCUAGUUGCCAGUGCUAGCUGGAGGUUGGUUCCCUGGGGGAAUUGGCGUACAGAUUUCUCAGCUCUGAUUAACCAUCAAAGAACAUGAUGACGUCUCUUAUGAUAGCAUCUAUACCCAUUUGUUUAAUUGUACAAUAUUAAGAGCAU